CUUCCGUACUUACAUGAGUAACCGUCACUGAUAAAUGACCGCCCCCUUCGCAGCAAUGAUCGUUAGCCCUCAGUCUCAGCUUACCCAUUCAGGACUAUAAAUGUACGGCUUGUAAGCCACAAUACAACAUGACGGUGAACGAGGAAGGAGAGAUCAUUCAUGAGCUGUACGCUCGCAAGGUUGUGCGAGUUAGCGAGGACCGUGUCGUCAAGUCUGGGCCACUCUUUGCACAUGAAGCAGACAAUCUCAAGUUUGUCGCUGCCAAUACGAACAUACCGGUGCCGAAAGUACACGAUGUCCAGUGGGAAGAUGGAAAAGUGAAGGCAAUCACCAUGGACUAUAUGCCAGGCAAAAGACUCGAUCAAGCUUGGGAUGGCAUGAAUUCCGACCAAAAGCUCUCUGUCGCCCAAGAGCUCCGUGAUUAUGUCUCACAAAUUCGAGCCUUCAAGGGCGACUACAUUGGAGGAGCCAAUCAUGGGAAAGCCAUCAUCGGUAACAGGGCCUUUGUCGAUGGUGGUCCUUUUGAGUCCGAAAAGCUCUUCAACGACUUCAUUCUGGCAGAUGUCAUCCCACAGAUACCACAACUCUUAAAAGAUUAUGCGAAGGAUGCCGUCAAAGAUGGCCACAACAUCGUCUUUACCCAUGGGGACCUGGCUCCUAGGAAUAUCCUGGUCGAUGAUGAAGGGCAUGUAACUGCUAUCCUGGACUGGGAACUUGGUGGUUGGUAUCCAGAGCAUUGGGAAUACAUCAAAGGCCAUGCUCAUUUGCGUCCAAUGCGAGACUGGCCCGAUUAUCUAGCUCUAAUACUCCCGCCUAAAUACAAGACAGAAUACAUAGGCAUGUCCUUCUUGGCUCGCAUCUCUAGGUCGUGAUGAAGAGUUUGCUACCAUUCCUAGAUGUCCUA
This is a messenger RNA of Paecilomyces variotii, 904 nucleotides long. RefSeq names its product kinase-like domain-containing protein. The record is from RefSeq and is a predicted model, not a curated record. Gene Ontology annotation, biological process: protein phosphorylation. Gene Ontology annotation, molecular function: protein kinase activity. The coding region runs from base 129 to 872 and encodes 247 amino acids. Lineage: Eukaryota; Fungi; Ascomycota; Eurotiomycetes; Eurotiales; Thermoascaceae. The transcript is spliced from 2 exons.